AUGCCACCUUCCCUGGAGGAAGAAAUCCCACCAGAAUUCUUUCCCGAUAUACUAAUUGUGAAAGAUGCGGCUGGAGGCAUCAUUCGUUACCACUCGUCAGAUCAUGCGCCUGUCGCUGAUGAGUACUCUUCUAUACUUGAUAAGCCAGUCAAAUUCAGACGAGUUCUGCCCUCUCCGACAGACGAUCCCAAGAAACGAUCGUCUUCCUUGGCACAAACGUUGCGCGUGGCGGAGCUGCGCCUCUCUCUUAGCUAUAAGCUGGGAAGUGGGAGCCAUUCUGACGUCUACCUCGUUCCACUCAGAUUACCCCGUCCACUUUCUGCUCGAACUCCCACUGGAGAAGUUUCCGUUGCUUGCAAAAUGGCACAUGAUAGGUCCUGUGAGGCACGGGAGCUUCUUGAGAAUGAAGCGAGUGUAUACGCUUCGCUCCCUAGCCACAUGUUCGAAGAGUGGAAUGGAUAUAAUCUCCUUACGCCUGAAUUCAGGGACCCUGUCCCUGUUGGUCCCGUGGCUCCGAAAUUCUUCGGUUACUAUAAGGCCACCUACGACCCAGAGUACUAUGCUGAGGAAGAGAAGGAUCUCGAUGAAGAAUCCAGGGAAAGCACGAAAGCGUUCAUCGAAGGACUGAGCCCUAUUCUCUUGAUGGAGCACUGUGGGGAACAGAUUGAUCCAGACGAGAUGCCUGAGGAUGAUCGGGACGAAUGCAUGUCUCUUUUAUACCGAAUGCACCUCGAGAACUAUAAGCACGGUUCUGCUCAUGUUCGUAACAUUGUAGUCCAACCUGGACCGCUUACACUCCCGCCAUGGCGUCGCAGUCUGAAACACCCUUCGUUCCGCAUGGUUGAUUUUGGUCGCACAAUGUAUUUCUCUGAUUAUAUCGAGGAGUGUAGGAGAUCGAGGCCAAGGGAUGAAAAUUGUUAUUUUGCGCCACGCGAGGAGAGGAAGACGCUGAAACGGGAAUUGCUAUACGAGGAAUGGUGGGAGUAA
Messenger RNA from Cantharellus anzutake, 987 nucleotides. RefSeq lists its product as uncharacterized. NCBI's taxonomy places the organism in Eukaryota, Fungi, Basidiomycota, Agaricomycetes, Cantharellales, Hydnaceae. The transcript has 2 exons. The coding region runs from base 1 to 987 and encodes 328 amino acids. Gene Ontology annotation, molecular function: ATP binding. The record is from RefSeq and is a predicted model, not a curated record.